AUGAAAAAUAAUACAGUGGACCAGAUAAUUCAGCUUUGCGAGCAGCUUGAUGUCCUGCUUUGUCUGAUCUGCGAGGCAGCUAUCAAACCCGAGGUCGAUAAGGUAGAGCACCACUACCGCAACUGCCACAAAACUGUUGGAGAGCAGCUACAGGCGGUAAUUGCAUUCGCAGCAUCGUUCUCGUCGUCGGGGUGGCGCCCCCGGACACUGCAGGAUCCAGCAGACGAGAACAUACAACUGCCACCAGAUGGAAGCGCGCCGAUCCCCGGGCUGAGGACAUAUAAGGGGUUUAGCUUCGAACUUUUCUACACACGAGACCCGCAACAGACACAGAACGCAGGUGGAAGGUACUGGAUCGUCAACCCAGCGCGGGGCGCCGAAACCACCGACGCCGAUGGCGAUCCGGCCACUGAACGCGCUGACGAUGGCGUAACUGCUGGGGAUGCUCUACUACCGCAGACCGUCCGGGCAUGUGAGAAGGAUCUAAAGAAGGCAGAGACGGAACGGCAACGUCAGGUAGAGGCACCAGGCGGAGUCGACACCGAGUCGAGAUGGGUGCAGUUUAUGAAAUGGUCGGCGCACUUGCAGCAGAGGGACAAACCGACGCUGUACCAGGCGGGGCUAUCACCGGCUUCUGCCGCAGUCGAGCAGCGGAUGUGGCCCCGCGAGCGCCGUGAAGCGAACCAGAGGCUACGUGAGCUGACCGAGAGUUUCCGGCGCGAGCUUGGCCGUUGUAUGGAGAGGCUGGAUAGGGUGCCGGACGAAACGCUCGAGUGGCUCGGCAGCAUUGACCCGACCAAGCCGGUAUCGACCCCGUUCGGCCGAAAGCAGCAGUCAGAUACGAUGGACAGGUACAGUGCGUGCUGGCAGCGGUACUUGUGCUAUUGCGUCCGGAUUCAGGCGCUUGGGCGCGAUGGGGCCAAGGCAGAGCACGGUAUCCGAUUUACGGAAGAGCAGUGGAAUUCCCUGGCUGACAUCGUCCAGCGACUUGAUACUGUUGUCGACAAGAAGAAGAGGCAGGGGCAGCAGCAGGUCACGAAGGGCAGCAGAGAAGGGGAUAGAGGAGAGGGAGAAGAAGAAGAAGAAGAAGAAGAAGACCCCGAUAAGGAGGCACUUGAUGAGGCUGUCUUCGACUUCUGCAUCAAGUCGAUUAAGCAGAAGCUUGGGAAGAAGCAGUACUACAACCCGCUGCUCCACUUCACGGCUGUACUGGGUGUCAAGGAGGAUGGCACGUGGGUACCGUCCCACACACAUACCCGGUUUCUCGCCGGUUUCUUAUGGUGCGGGCGGAUUCUGAUGCUAGAGCACUUCUUUGAGGACGACCCGUACGACUCCGACGACUCGAAUUGCGACACGAGCUUUGCGGCUAUCGAUCGGUUCCAGAAGGGUCAUCGCGACUGGCUCGCAACCGGCUCGUAUACACCGUUCAGUGCUAUUAUCCAGUGGAUGACGUACGGGAGGGGCUACCGUAAUCAGGAAGGUGGGCAAGCGCGGGUGCUAUGGGACAGUAAUGGCAUGACGCUCAACUAUCUGGGCGACAAGAUCACCGUAAACAGCUUUCAACGGGCAGCACAGGCAUUCGUGCGAGAAGCGGAGGGCUGGCUCGACAAGCUUAUGGACGGACAAUGGAGUCAGAUCCGCGAAACAAUACGGCUACAGGACAUCGCCGAUAGCUUGGUGUUUGAGGGCCCAGGGCGGUCAUUUGCGACGAACCGGAAGAAUGCAUGGCUCAAGCCGGGUGCAGAGAAGUUAACGAGGCUGUUGGGCACGACGCUGUGGAAGAUCGUCGAUGCAGGGAACGGCGGUAGUCGGGUCGAGUGCCGUAAACGGGCGAUGGAUGAGUAUCUUGGCUGGCUGCGGCAGUUCCGGUCAAGUAUGUUCCCGGUUGUGCAUGUAUGGGGAGGGCAGCCCGGGCGAGGUCCGGAGGUGUCAACGCUGAAGCACUGCGAUACCGAUCAGCUGCCGAAGAACGUGUUUGUCUUUGACGGGCAGGUGGUGCUCAUCACAGACCGGGACAAAAGCAAGGGAUUGAAUGGCAAGCAAGGCCGAAAGGUAGCGCGUUUCUUGCCUGAGGGCCCAAGCUUGAUGAUGGUGGCAUAUGUCGCAUGGCUGCUGCCGUUUGAGAAGGUGCUGCAUCGGCUCUCUGGCAUUCGAGGCCCGUCCGAAGCGAUCAGCCCGUGGCUAUGGAAGUCGGCCGAGAAGGGGAUCUGGGACACGGCAAAGCUGAGCAAGCAGCUCGCGCUUGUCACAGGUGUACAGAUUGGGGUUCAGCUAACUGUUUCAAGCUACCGGCAUGUAGCUAUUGAGAUGGGUCGUCGAAUCAAGGGAUUAAUUGUUCAGCAAGUUGAACUGGAAGCCGCCGUGGCGGACAGCGACGACGAGGCGGCCGAUCCGUUAACUGGAGAAGCACACCGACGACCGAAAGUUGAGUAUGUAUGGGACAUCCAAGCGACACACGGAAGUCGAAUCGCACGGAAUCACUAUGCCGUCAAUCUUCAAUUUCCGAGUCAGUUGCAGCCGGAGAUGUUGUCAAAUUUCCGGGAGAUCAGCCGUCUGUGGCAUGAAUUUCUGGCCCGAACUGAUGGUGAUUUCGGUGACAGGAAACGCCGGGCUCAUGACGACGAUAUUAUGCCGGUAGUCGACAGAUCAGCAAAGAGGCAAAGGCUUGCUAUAGACCGAGAGCAGGCAACUUCACCGAGACUCCCGCUGGAUGGCGACUUGGCCCCCCGCUAUGAGGAUGCAGAGAUAGAUGCUGGGCUGAAGCGUAUGCUAGGCGAAGACGCAGGAUGGAAGACGGCGCAGCAGCGCGAUGGCAUGUACCGGAUUAUGCGACUAGAGAAUGACGGCAUCCGGAGCGAGUUGCUUAUCGUGGUGCUGCCGACAGGCGGUGGCAAAAGCAUUUUAUUUAUGCUGCCGGCUUUUAUGGAAGACGAACGAGGCACGGGUGGAGGACCGGUCAGUAUUGUGGUUGUCCCGUUUGUAUCUCUUGUGCAGGACUUGGUUUCAAGGGCACGCGAGCUCGGCAUCGAUUGCAUGGAAUGGAGAAACGAUAUCGAUCAAGAGAGGGAUGAACGGCAGCGGGACGCGCGGUUGGUAGUGGUCAGUGCCGAUGUGGCCGUGAGCGAAGGAUUCACCGCAUACGUCGAGAGCAUUCGGGGUCGAGGGGCUGCUAACGGGGCUGCACCGGUUCGGGUGCCCGCUGGUGAUGCUUACUGCGACGCUGCCGGUGUCGAUGGAGGAUUGGUUCCGGGAGCGAAUGCUGGCACAGGACGCAACAAUCAUCCGAGCUCCGACGAUGAGGGUGAAUAUUCGGUACCGAGUGAAGCAGCACGAGUUAGUGCAGUGCAAGACUGGGUCGAUGGGCGGGACGGUCAGCGGUGGAUUGCGGCAACGACUGGACUGGGGACCGGUGUCGACAUCAGGGGCAUCGUUGGUGUAAUUCAUGCGGGACCGCCGUUUGGACUAGUCGACUUUGUUCAGCAGACAGGUAGAGGCGGUCGACAGAGAGGUGAGGUUGUAGACUCGGUGAUUGUGACAGAUGGAAGGGCGGGCUGGGCAAACGAGUUCGGCAGUGAUAUUGAUCACAUGAACCGUGAGGCAGUUGAAUUGUUUAUAAAGGGUGAGGGCUGUCGGCGGCAAGACUACGGUUUGCAGACUACGAGUGCUGCUGGGAGUGCGGUCUGCCGUAUAACUGGUGUAGCGUGGGACGAGUGCAGGAUUAAAGCAGGCAACUUCACCGAGACUCCCGCUGGAUGGCGACUUGGCCCCCGCUAUGAGGAUGCAGAGAUAGAUGCUGGGCUGAAGCGUAUGCUAGGCGAAGACGCAGGAUGGAAGACGGCGCAGCAGCGCGAUGGCAUGUACCGGAUUAUGCGACUAGAGAAUGACGGCAUCCGGAGCGAGUUGCUUAUCGUGGUGCUGCCGACAGGCGGUGGCAAAAGCAUUUUAUUUAUGCUGCCGGCUUUAUGGAAGACGAACGAGGCACGGGUGGAGGACCGGGCACGCGAGCUCGGCAUCGAUUGCAUGGAAUGGAGAAACGAUAUCGAUCAAGAGAGGGAUGAACGGCAGCGGGACGCGCGGUUGGUAGUGGUCAGUGCCGAUGUGGCCGUGAGCGAAGGAUUCACCGCAUACGUCGAGAGCAUUCGGGGUCGAGGGUUGCUGGAAAGGGUGUUCUUUGACGAGUGUCACACCGCUAUCAUGGACGUCAGCUACCGAGAGCGGCUAGGGCUGCUAACGGGGCUGCACCGGUUCGGGUGCCCGCUGGUGAUGCUUACUGCGACGCUGCCGGUGUCGAUGGAGGAUUGGUUCCGGGAGCGAAUGCUGGCACAGGACGCAACAAUCAUCCGAGCUCCGACGAUGAGGGUGAAUAUUCGGUACCGAGUGAAGCAGGUAAGGCCGGGGAAGACGGCAAUAGAGGACGGAGUGGUAGCUGCAAUGAAGGCGAUCGAGGAGCGAAUGGAGACAGCACAACGCGGAGUGGUAUACUGCCGCUCGAUCAAGCAGUGUGAGGCAAUAGCUGCGAUGGUUGGCUGCAAAGCGUAUCACAGCAAGCUAACGCGGGAAGCACGAGUUAGUGCAGUGCAAGACUGGGUCGAUGGGCGGGACGGUCAGCGGUGGAUUGCGGCAACGACUGGACUGGGGACCGGUGUCGACAUCAGGGGCAUCGUUGGUGUAAUUCAUGCGGGACCGCCGUUUGGACUAGUCGACUUUGUUCAGCAGACAGGUAGAGGCGGUCGACAGAGAGGUGAGGUUGUAGACUCGGUGAUUGUGACAGAUGGAAGGGCGGGCUGGGCAAACGAGUUCGGCAGUGAUAUUGAUCACAUGAACCGUGAGGCAGUUGAAUUGUUUAUAAAGGGUGAGGGCUGUCGGCGCGAUAUGCGGGCAGAAUACUGUGAUCGGUGCUUAAGGGAAACUGAUAAGGUGAAUGGCGGAGAAGAUAGGGAAGAAGGAAGGGUUCUGGUGGUUAACCGACUGAAGGAGAGCGUGCAGGAGGAGAGCCGGCGGAUGACGAGGCUGUAUAGCUGGCUAGAUCGAGUGCGGGAGGUAGGAUGCUCGGUAUGCUUUGUUAAGUGGCACAUACACGGGGCAAAGGAGGAAAAUAAAGGGAGGAUAGAGCAUGAGCGGAAGGACUGCAAGCUGCUAAAGCAGAAGGAUUUUGAUCGAUGGCAGGCAAGACUACGGUUUGCAGACUACGAGUGCUGCUGGGAGUGCGGUCUGCCGUAUAACUGGUGUAGCGUGGGACGAGUGCAGG
Fusarium poae is the source of this 5248-nucleotide messenger RNA. RefSeq lists its product as uncharacterized. Gene Ontology annotation, cellular component: nucleus; cytoplasm; chromosome. The transcript has 11 exons. Lineage: Eukaryota; Fungi; Ascomycota; Sordariomycetes; Hypocreales; Nectriaceae. The annotation marks the transcript as partial. The record is from RefSeq and is a predicted model, not a curated record. Gene Ontology annotation, molecular function: four-way junction helicase activity; ATP binding; nucleic acid binding. Gene Ontology annotation, biological process: double-strand break repair via homologous recombination.